CAGGCCACGUCGAAGCCCACGGCGGAGGCGACGUCGCCGCCGCCGCCCGCGGUGGCUUGGGAGAGCCUCGGCAACGACACGGACGACCUCAUGGAGUCUUGCGUCCGCUGGCAGGAGAAGGUCGUGUGCGGCUUUGGGCUCAGCGCCGCUGGCUGCGUCCGGGGCGGGCGCCUCUGCGGCGUCCCCCCGGCGAUGGGCGGCGUGGACCCCGAUUUGGCCCGCGCAGACCUGGGGGCCCUGGAGGCGCGGAUGCUGGACCUGGUGCGGCAAAGGUUCCCCGUGGACCCAGGCUGCCCCGCCGUGCUGGUCAACGACGGCGACGCCUCCGCCCUGUACGGAGCCAAGGGGCUGGGAAGCAGCGACCGUGCCGGGCUCUUCCUCUCCUGCGGCACCGGGCUGGCCGGGGGCAUCGUAUGGAGGAGCCAGUGCUGCGAGGGCGUGCUGGAGCUCGGGAAGUUGGUGCUGGGGCUCCGCAGGUCGGAAGGCGGCGUGGUGCCGCGGCACGACGGCCUGGCAGUGGAGGGCGUGGCGCAGGGCAUGGCCGGGACGCAGCGCUCGUUCUUCAACCUACUGGCCGCGCGCGGGGGUGCUCUCGUCGAGGGCAAGGCGGAGCAGCGGGCGGCACUGGUCGCGAUGCAGAAGGGCCCCUUGGACGAGAACGUGCGCGGCAUCUUUACCUCCCUCGGCACUUGGCUCGCCAACUUCGUGCUCGAGCUCAACGACUACCUGCCUCGCCCCGUCGAGUACGUGGAGGCUGGGGGCAAGCUGACCGAUGGCCCGUCUGGGCAGCUGAUGCUCGACACUUGCCAUGCCCUGUUGCGGGACCACGGGGUAUCCGAGGUGCGGAAGGCUGACGACAGCGAGUUUGGCCAGGCCAUCGCCAUGGCCGAGCUGGUGCGCGUCAAGACUUGAAAACUCCUGUCCGCCACCCUUCUCUUCCUCUGUGUCCUAGUCAUCUGGAACCCGCUCGUCGAAACGACGACGGGGACGACGC
This is a messenger RNA of Prorocentrum cordatum, 994 nucleotides long. The record is from the annotation of a GenBank genome assembly. Lineage: Eukaryota; Dinophyceae; Prorocentrales; Prorocentraceae.